AUGGUGAAGUCAUUUGAAGACAAUGAAAAUCUUACAACUCAUAGUCAUAAAAUUUAUCAUUUACUUAACGUAUAUUUUCAGUCUGUAUUUGUUGUUGAACCGUUAGAUCAAAUGCCAACAUUUCAGAACAAAACAGAAACGGAAUGUGUCCUGGAUGAAGCAGAACUAAUAAAUAUAUCUGUUCAGAAGAAGCUGGAAGAGCUCAUCGAAACAAAGUCAAAAGGCUGCAAUAACAUACACCCGCGUGUUCUUCGAUACUGUGCUGCUGCAAAAUCGCUUGGCAAAGUCCCUAACUUUUGGAAGUUAUUAAACGUUACUCCUAUUUUUAAAAAUGAAAUUUGUAGAAAAUGUUUGAACUACAGACCAGUUUCUCUUACAUCGGUACCCUGUAAAAUAAUGGAAAGUUUUAUACACAAAAGAAUCCUGAAACAUUGUCUUGAAAAAGAGCUCUUUACAAAAUCUCAACAUGAAUUUCUUCCAAGAAGCGGCUGUACAACCAACCUUUUAGAGGCACAGGAUAUUUUAACAAAAGCACUAUUUCAUAAUCAUGCCAUAGCUGUGAUUUACACAGACUUUGCUAAAGCUUUUGAUAAAGUACCUCACCAAUGUCUUCUUUUAAAACUUGAUGUAUACGGCAUACAUAUAACACUACUGUAG
Molecule: messenger RNA, 657 nt
Organism: Hydra vulgaris (swiftwater hydra)
Lineage: Eukaryota; Metazoa; Cnidaria; Hydrozoa; Anthoathecata; Hydridae
Source: RefSeq, a predicted model, not a curated record